AUGGCGUCCAGGUUCCUGGGCACCAUGCCGGAGCCGUCCACCCCAGGAGUGUGGGAGCGAGGGCAGUGCUCCGUGUACACGCUCUGUGCUGACCACUCGCUGGUCAGACACCUGCGUGGGCUGGGCAUCCCCAGUGGGCUGGACUGGUCCUUGGACCACAGCACCUUCUGCCACGUUGACAGCCUGGACUACUUCGUGCCAGACCAGGGAGACAGAGACGGGCAGGACCCCGCAGAAGCUCCAUGCUGGUGGCAGAGGUGCGUGGGACACGCCAUCACACACCGGGAGCAUCGGGGUCUGCCCCGUCCAGCGGCCCCAGCCCUGGGGUCUGGGAAGCAGGGGGAAGGGACACCAGGCUGCACUCAGCGGCUCGCCUUCUCCUCAGGCCAUGGCGUCCCCAGGAUCGAGGCAUCGUGUCAGGCAGCGGCCCAGGAUGGGGGGUGCCCCGUGUGGGAAGAGGGGACAGGGCAGCUGCUGUUUGUGGACAUCACCGCCGGGCUCGGGCUGGUGCAGGCCACUCACGGGGGAGGACACUGCGUCAGCUGCGUGGCUCUGAGCCAGAUCGGGGCCUACGUGGUAGCGGCCGGCACCCACCUCGGCUUCCUGGAGUGGGAGACACAGCAGGUGCAGUGGGUGGCCUGGCUGGACAGGGACAAGCCCCACAACAGGUUCACCGACGGCAAGGUGGGCCCUGCGGGGAGGUUUGUGGCAGGAGGGCUUCUGGAAGGUGCCCAGAGGAAAGCCCGGGUGCAGCAUAAACCCAUGUUUGGCACGGUGUGGGCGCAGGGCCUCUUACUGGCACCAUGCCGGAGCCGUCCGCCCCAGGAGUGUGGGAGCGAGGGCAGUGCUCCGUCGAACCUGAGGCUCCUGUACCAGCUGCCACAGGGGCAGGGCAUGCCCGAUGGGAUGUGCGUGGACGCUGCAGGGAAGCUCUGGGUGGCCUGCAUCGACGGGGGCAGAGUGAUCCGCCUGGACCCCGAGACAGGAGUAUGGCUCUGCGUGGUGGACAUGCCUGUGUCCAGAGUCACAUCCUGCUGCUUCGGGGCCGACUAUGCGGACCUCUACGUGACCUCCGCAGCGCAUGGCCUGAGCCCGGAGCAGCUGUCGCAGGAGCCCCAGGCCGGACACGUCUUCAACGUCACAGGUCUGGGGGUGAGAGGGGUCGCACCUCGACCCUACCCUGGCUGA
Galeopterus variegatus (Sunda flying lemur) is the source of this 1188-nucleotide messenger RNA. Its product is annotated as regucalcin-like. Gene Ontology annotation, molecular function: calcium ion binding; gluconolactonase activity. Gene Ontology annotation, biological process: L-ascorbic acid biosynthetic process. Lineage: Eukaryota; Metazoa; Chordata; Mammalia; Dermoptera; Cynocephalidae. The record is from RefSeq and is a predicted model, not a curated record.